Molecule: messenger RNA, 1962 nt
Organism: Trichomycterus rosablanca
Lineage: Eukaryota; Metazoa; Chordata; Actinopteri; Siluriformes; Trichomycteridae
Gene: tuba5
Product: tubulin alpha 5
Exons: 4
Coding region: 76-1632 (518 amino acids)
Biological process (GO): mitotic cell cycle; microtubule cytoskeleton organization
Cellular component (GO): microtubule; cytoplasm
Molecular function (GO): GTP binding; structural constituent of cytoskeleton
Source: RefSeq, a predicted model, not a curated record
AGUGCAUCUCAAUCCAUGUGGGCCAAGCUGGUGUUCAAAUAGGCAAUUCAUGCUGGGAGCUCUUCUGCCUGGAGCAUGGAGUGGGACCUGAUGGUGUGCUGCUGGAUGGGUCAUCACUGCCCAACUCCCGUCAUGACCCCUUCAAUACCUUCUUCAGCACAAGCAGCUCAGGCCGCCACGUACCCAGGGCCAUAUUUGUGGACCUGGAGCCCACGGUGGUGGGUAAGCAGCCAGUUUAAUUGUUUAAUUCUUGCUCUCUGUGUGUGUGUGUGUGCAUGUGUGCAGCGUGAGUGCAUAUCCAUCCACGUUGGCCAGGCUGGUGUUCAGAUUGGCAAUGCUUGCUGGGAAUUGUAUUGCCUGGAGCAUGGCAUCCAGCCUGAUGGCAAUAUGCCAAGCGAUAAGACCAUUGGUGGCAGGGAUGAUUCCUUUAACACUUUCUUCACCGAGACUGGCUCUGGGAAGCAUGUGCCACGAGCUGUGUUUGUGGAUCUGGAGCCUGCAGUCAUCGAUGAGGUGAGGUCUGGCACAUACAGGCAGCUUUUCCACCCAGAGCAGCUUAUCUCUGGGAAGGAGGAUGCUGCUAAUAACUAUGCUCGUGGCCACUACACUGUUGGCAAGGAAAUCAUUGACAUGGUCCUGGAGCGUGUCCGUAAACUGACUGACCAGUGUACUGGCCUGCAAGGUUUCCUCAUCUUCCACAGCUUUGGUGGUGGCACAGGGUCAGGAUUCACUUCCUUGCUCAUGGAGCGCCUGUCAGUUGAUUAUGGCAAGAAAUCCAAGCUAGAGUUUGCCAUCUACCCAGCACCACAGGUCUCCACAGCCGUAGUGGAGCCUUACAACUCCAUCCUGACCACACACACCACACUGGAGCACUCGGACUGUGCCUUCAUGGUGGACAACGAGGCCAUCUAUGACAUCUGCCGCCGCAACCUGGACAUUGAGAGACCCUCAUACACCAACCUGAAUCGGCUCAUCGGCCAGAUAGUCUCCUCAAUCACAGCAUCUCUGCGCUUCGAUGGUGCUCUUAAUGUCGACCUGACAGAGUUUCAGACCAACCUGGUGCCUUACCCUAGAAUCCACUUCCCCUUGGUCACGUAUUCUCCCAUCAUUUCAGCUGAGAAGGCCUACCACGAGCAGCUUUCUGUCUCCGAGAUCACUAGUGCUUGCUUUGAACCAGCCAAUCAGAUGGUGAAGUGUGAUCCACGCCAUGGCAAGUACAUGGCUUGCUGCAUGUUGUACCGUGGAGAUGUAGUGCCCAAAGAUGUGAAUGCUGCCAUUGCUAACAUCAAGACCAAACGCUCCAUUCAGUUUGUGGACUGGUGCCCAACUGGAUUUAAGGUUGGUAUCAACUAUCAACCCCCCACUGUAGUACCAGGUGGAGAUCUUGCCAAGGUGCAGAGAGCCGUGUGCAUGCUAAGCAACACCACUGCCAUCGCUGAGGCUUGGGCCCGUCUGGACCACAAGUUUGACCUCAUGUACGCCAAGCGUGCCUUCGUGCACUGGUACGUAGGUGAGGGUAUGGAAGAGGGCGAGUUCUCUGAGGCCAGAGAGGACCUCGCAGCACUGGAGAAAGAUUAUGAAGAGGUUGGCACAGAGUCUGUUGAAGAUGAGGAGGAAGGAGAAGAGUAUUAAUCUCAGUGUUAGUCUCAUGCCCAUUGAAAUGAGGAAGAUCUUUCUAGUUCAUUACUUGAUCGCACUUUUACCUCUUCAGUACCAGGCUGUCACACAUUGUCCUAGAGAAAGGGAAACGGAUCUGUUUUCUUAUUUCUGUGUUUGUGGGUUUUUUUUUUCUGUCCUUCAGUCAGUCGUGUCAUUUCUCUAUUUACUCAUGCUCAACUAAUGGCUGAAUUACCAAAUGUGUUUUGGUCUUGUUUGUCUCCUUUUAACACUGCUGAUUGCCUCCACGACCAUGUUGCCAUCAACUGUGCAAUCUUUCUUAAUAAAUUCAACUAAAAAUCUAAA